Molecule: messenger RNA, 3102 nt
Organism: Nylanderia fulva
Lineage: Eukaryota; Metazoa; Arthropoda; Insecta; Hymenoptera; Formicidae
Gene: Plekhm1
Product: Pleckstrin homology and RUN domain containing M1
Source: RefSeq, a predicted model, not a curated record
CAAGUCCAAGGAACAGGCGUCCUAGAAACGAGAUGACGGAGCUGACGCGUAGUUGUCGAAUGGCAGCAAGAACAGCUGGUUGAUAGCGAUGAACGUUUCAAGGACGACUAUUAUUGCGACUGAUUAAGAGAGAGGAAGACGCGGAGAGCCUAUGGGCUACGGUCACAAAUGUUUUGUUUCUGCGAAAUCUAACCUACUUCACGCACGCGAUAACGCUGGCGUGUGUGGACUCGUAUCGUCCAGCGCUAUCGCUGACCGUAAGAUGACUUCAUCGCUCCGCGACGACACUUCCUUGUUUCUUUGUCAGUAUCAUCGCGACGUCCGCGUGUCACGAGCGUGAUCCGAGUAAUAUAUUCCAGGACGGCGACGCGGACAUCUCCGGAGGCUCAGGUUCGCGACUCCGGCUGAUCCUCCGCCUCUUUCUCUUUCACGACGUGAAGAUGCCCCAGCGACGACAUCGCCGGAGAAGACGUAUUUUCGCUGUGACGUACCGUGUCGAUAGCGCGCAAGAUGAACUCGUUGCUGAAGACGGUCAACUCUCUAGCGAGCAACAAGAGGAACUUGCUGGUCCGGGACUCCUUGCAGAAGCAGCUCAACACGAGCGUCAUGGAGAUGCAGAGCGCACCAGGAGUCGCCGACGACGGUGUUGUCGGCAACUGCGACGAGACCAUGACCCUAUGCUCCGUGCUCGAGGCCAUCUUUCUGCACGGCUUGAAAGACAGUCUGCUGAAUCGAGUAACAGAGGCUCUCAGCGGUCCCGACUUCGACGCUAUGCCGCAGCCAAGCUUCUGGGGUCCGUUGCUUGUCUUCUCUCAUCGUCAGAUCAUAGAUCAGAUACAAGCGUUGACUCAAGUUACUACAGAAGUUGGGUAUUGUCGGGCUUGGAUACGAUUGGCGCUCAACGAGGGUCUUUUAGCUAGCUACUUUUGUUCCAUAAGGAGGGACAAUUCGGCUCUGAAGCCGUACUACAAUCGUUCAGCCUACAUAAGGGAUCUAGAUCUUGUUGAGGUUGCCCAAAGAUUAAUAGAAAACUUGGAUUAUAUACGAUUUGAGUUGGCUUGCAAUAGUAGCCUUUUGAACUUCUGGUCCAGCACCCCUUUGCUGAUAGCUGGCAUUUGGUCACCUCCAAUGAAAUCCUGUCCCGUAUUCAGUGCAGUGGAUAUUGCGAAAACCAUAACUUCCGAGUUGUCUGACAACUUUGACGAAAUAGAAACUGCAAGUUCUAUCGGUAGUUCUAUCGGAAUAGGAUCAUUCACCUCGUCGCAAUCAAUGUUUAAUAACGUAGCAUCCAUCACUGAGGACGAGGCGUUGAAAAUUAUUCUAGCUAACAAAAAAUCUGAUAAUAUUGUUCAACAAGUGCAUAGCAAUCCUGUGGAUACUGUAGCAAGCGGAACACAGGAAAGCAAUAUGACUCAACAGUUGCACAGUAAUUCAGCAAAUACUGUGAUAAAAAGCGAAAUGGCAGAUAAACAAGAGGUCAGGAAAGUACAACAAAUGUCAAAUGGUAAUGCGGAAAAAAAGGAUGCAGAUAAUAUUGCCGCUGAUAUGGAAGAUCCACCGUCACAAAAUACUCUGAGAGGCAACGAUAUUAUUAAUGACACAACCGCGGCCGCUGUAGGAAAUUCAUUAAUAGGAAAAUUAGGGUGGUCGACGUCAUUCGAAGAUUGUCAGUCUUCUUUAACUUCGUCUGUGAUAUCUCAUGGAUCUGCAAAGGAUGCGCCUCGCACACCCGGCGAUGGUCCUACGUACGAUGCGCUUAUCCAAAGUUACCAAACUGCUGGAAACAGUACUGUGUCAGAUGUGCAAGAAUUUUUUAAAAAAUAUCCUAAAAAGGAGGAGACUGUUGAGGAAGGAUCCAAAGUUCAACCGGAGCCAAAGAUUGCGGUAAAUUUUGAAGAACAACUAGGUAAUAUCGCAAGGGAAAAAGGUUUAGACACUCAAAAUUACAGUUGUCUCGAUUGCGGUCAGGCAAUCGGCAUGACCUUUUCCAAAGCGCACGUGUGUUCAUUUUCGGGUGAUUACUACUGUUCAGAGUGUAUGGCAGAAGCUCAAUAUCUCAUACCGUCGCGUAUGAUUCACAACUGGGAUUUAAAACAAUAUCCUAUUAGUCGAAAAGCUGCUGCGUACCUAACAGGCGAACCGGCCCUGUUGGAUCUAAAGAUCCUGAAUCCAAAAAUUUACAUGGCCGUAGACACCAUGGCUCAAUUGCAAUCCUUGCGUAUUCAGUUGAACCUGCUGAGAGCGUAUCUAUUCACGUGUCGCGAACCCAUCAUCGAGUCUUUGCAAAAGAAGGUCGCUCCUAGAGACUAUUUGUACGAACAUGUUCAUCAAUAUUCCGUUUUAGAUCUUCUUGACAUACCAAAUGGAAUUCUCGCGCAACAGCUUCAAAAGGUUGUUGAGUUUGCAAGGAAUCAUGUAAUCAAUUGUUGGCUCUGCAGUCAGAAGGGUUUUAUAUGCGAAGUCUGUAAUAAUACAAAGGUCAUUUAUCCCUUCGAUAUGGAAUCCACAUUUCGGUGCGGAGCGUGUAAUGCCGUAUUUCAUACAGAUUGUUUAAACGCAAGUAAACCGUGUCCAAAGUGCGAACGCAGACGUAAACGGAUGGACAUGCCUCUUUUAGAUAUGGGAUGUACAGACCUACCGCAUAAUAGCCUAUCCUCUUCUCUGAUUGACAUGAAUUGAUGUACAUUAUUUGAUAUGUUUAUACUGACAAUGUGUUAUCGUCUUUUUAACGCGCUUAAGCAGUAUUGUUUGUAUAAUUUGUAUUCCAGAAAAUUAAUUUCGCUAACGCGCAAUUACCUAUACAACUUUAAUCUUGAAUCUAUAAAUCUCGAUUUCUUCGUGUAAAUAUUAUAUCUAUAUUAUAUAUUGUGCAUAAAAGUGUAUAGAAAUAUAUCUUUAUAUAUCUUUUGUCAGUUCUUCGAAUAUUUUUGUUACAAACUUUUACUCUGAAAAAAGAUAUUUGUACCUUAUUAUCUUACGAGAUUGGCAGCUUCUAUGCGUAGACAAAAUUAUAUACUUGUACUAUAUUAUGAUCUUAAGACCGUGAUUAUUACAUAUACAUGUGUGUGUACAUGUAGAUAUAUAUAUAUAAUUAUAUAUAUG